Triticum aestivum (bread wheat) is the source of this 1557-nucleotide messenger RNA. Its product is annotated as lysine-rich arabinogalactan protein 19-like. Lineage: Eukaryota; Viridiplantae; Streptophyta; Magnoliopsida; Poales; Poaceae. The record is from RefSeq and is a predicted model, not a curated record. The coding region runs from base 115 to 1236 and encodes 373 amino acids. The transcript is spliced from 2 exons.
ACGCCGUGCCACUCCCAUCACCAGCAGCCCGCGCCUCCUUCCUCCUCGUCUCCCACACUCACACUCCCCGGCUCAAACUCGGGCACGCAAACCGGCAGGCAGAGAAAGUUGGCAAUGGCGCCACGGGUUGCCACCGUCCUGUUCUGCGCCGCGCUGCUCUGCCUCACGGCGACGCACUCCCUCGCGCAGUCGCCCGCCCCGGCCGGCAACGCCCCGCCCAAGUCGCCCAACGCGGCCACGCCCACCGCCUCCCCCGCCCCGCCCGCCGCCGACGCGUCCGCGCCGCCCACUGCUACCCCGGCUGCCCCCGCGCCCAAGUCUUCCCAGGCCACCCCCGCGCCCACGAACGCUCCCGCCACACCGGCGCCGGUCAAGGCCCCGGCCGCCCCCGCGCCGACCAACACUCCCGCCACACAGGCACCGCUCAAGGCCCCGGCCGCCCCCGCGCCGACCAACACUCCCACCACGCCGGCUCCGGUGAAGGCCCCGGCCACCCCCGCUCCGACCACCACUCCCACCACGCCGGCGCCAGUCAAGGCCCCGGCCACCCCCGCGCCGACCACCACUCCCACCACACAGGCACCGGUGAAUGCCCCGGCCGUCCCCGCGCCAACCACCACCCCCGCCGCACCAGCGCCAGUCGUCAAGGCCCCGGCCACCCCUGCUCCUGCGGCCGCGCCGCCCACCACUCCAGUUGCCACCACCGCGCCGGUCAAGGCCCCAGCCACCCCUGCGCCCGCGGCCGCGCCGAUCACCGCUCCCGUCACUCCCGCCCCCGUCACUGCCCCCGCCGCAGCUCCACCAACUCCCGCUCCCAAGCCCAAGGCCAAGGCCCCUGCUGCAGCACCACCCGCCAAGGCCACCGCCCCCGCUCCAGCAGCGCUCCCUCCCACCGUCGAAGCACCCGCGGCAGCCGCGCCAACGCUCGUCCCCGAGGUGCCUGCCGCCGCGCCGGCCCCGCUGACCAAGCCGACCGACGCCCCCGCUCCGGCGCCGUCCAAGAAGAAGCGCUCGUCCAAGGACAAGAAGAAGACGAAGGCGCCCGCGCCCGCCCCGGUCGCCGCGGCCCCCGUCAAGGCCAAGGCCGUGGCGCCCACCACCGCCGUGGCCGCCGCGGCUCCCGGUCCCAGCGGCGACUCCACCGCCGCCGACACCGCGAGCGCCCCGGGGAGGAGCACCGGGAUGGCGGCGGCCGUGAUCGUGGCGGCGCUCGGCGCGGCGGCGAUGCUCGCCUAGGCCGACGAUCCCCGUCGAUCGGGCCGUGAUAAUGCGCCGGCCAUGUCACCCUUUUUUUCUCUUUUCGUUUUGUGUAUGUAAUUAUUUACGAGGGGUGAUGGACUUUGGGUCCUUUUCUUUCCUGUGUGGAGUAGAGCUCACAUUGUCGGGAUUCUUUUGCUUUGCUUUGCUUUGUGUUGAGAGGGAGGGGAGAGGAGUCACGGUGUCACAGAUGAUACGUACGAGAGACAGAUGAGAGGGAGAGGGGACGCUGCCUGUGUAUUAUUGUUAAUUUUAUUCAUAUUUAUAACAAUAUUUAUAUCACAGUUACCAUUACGUUUU